Molecule: messenger RNA, 3435 nt
Organism: Pocillopora damicornis (cauliflower coral)
Lineage: Eukaryota; Metazoa; Cnidaria; Anthozoa; Scleractinia; Pocilloporidae
Molecular function (GO): interleukin-17 receptor activity
Source: RefSeq, a predicted model, not a curated record
UCUCUGUCAAUACCAAAGGAAACGUGUAGCAGGAGUAUGGAGAGUAUGGACACUGAUUUUAUGGUGUAAAGGAUUAAGACGGCUAUAGUCCUUGUCGAAACGCCGAGGAACGCUGUUAAAAAAACACAAACAAACUGCUUCAUACUUCCUGUCCUCUUUCGGCAUUUCAUUUUCGGCAUUUCAUUUCCGGCAUUUCUAUCUGUCUUGUCAUCAUCUGGGUCAUCUGGGUCCAUCUGAUAUCAUGUGCCAUCCUUCAGGCAAUAUAACGAUCAGUUGAUCGUAAGCCUAUGAGGUAGCCUUUUCCGUCUCCUCUGAGGCCACCCUUCUCUUCGUCGUUUACAAAAGAAUUAGUUUCCUUCAUUGCACUUGUGGGUUGGCUUCUAGAUCUGGAACGUGUCAAAAGGCUGGAACUGGGAGGCAUUCCAAGCCACACAACUCGUGACUAUCAAGAUCCCUACCCUUUGUGUUUCGGCCAUGUACGCUGGUCGAUAAGAACGCUGUAAUUUUUGGUGGCCAACUGACGACAUUGGAAAUCUCUGUGUGACGACUCACUUCUGACUUGCAUCUGACUCGCAUGAGGUCAAACUUCCAUUAUAUAUUGUAUGAAAAGGAAAGAACUGGAUGUGGAACAGCUAUUAGAAAACAUUAACCGCGUUUAUUAAGCCUGACCAUGGCAGCCCGCACUCGUCAAGGAACUCUGUAGUUUUGCUUUAUAUGCAAUGCUUUAAAUGCGUGACCAGAAAAUCUCAUACGACUGCAUGAUUAGCUAGUUUAACUUCAAUCAAGUCAUUUGGAGCGAAACUGCAACAGAGAAACUCACACCAGCGAGCUACAAAGUUGGAGCGAUUUGGAGUUACCAGUAGAUACGACAUAAUUUUUUGAAUAUUUAUGCUCUAAAUGUAUCCUUGUUGACAAAGGAAGCAAUCACUGAGAGGAAAAUUAUCCACCUGAGUGACUAGAGGCCAAAGUUCAUCGAUGUAUUUCAAUUCUAGUUGAAUGUUAUGAACACGUGACUGAUGCAGACUUGCCCAUCCGGUAUUGCUCUAGCGGAGGGCUGAAAGGAAGAGUAAUAUUUUAAUCAGUUUCGGUAUUCUUGUCUUGGAGAUUCUAUGAACUGCUUUGACAAUGGUUCUCUCUUGUUGCCGGUUGAUCAGUUUACUCGUUGCAUUUAACUUGAUUGGGACUGAACACGCAGAAACAAACCUAGAUAGUUUGUGUCUUCGUGAAGAAUUGAAAUCGAGUACUUUAAGAGCAGCGACUUUGUCAACUGACACAGUCUGCUGUCGACGAUGCAGGUCGAUCAUACAAGACCAGGAGAAUCGAGGGAAUAUUGCAUUUAAAAAGUGUAUCCAGCAUUGCAAGCAGCAAAGGGAUAUAAAAGAUAAUGAGGUCCUUGCACGAUCUAAAGGAAGAGAACGACGUUCUUCCCUGCAAUAUGAAACGUGUCGCGGUCUGAAGGAUCCUACAGCUCCUUCUCCUUGUUUGCCAGAGAAGAUGAAGGUUGAAUUCCGCACAAUUUCGUCAGAUACUUAUGGUUACAACAUCAUUUGGGAGCCUAUAUCGGAAUUUCUUUUUGAAGUCCACAACAGGACGUGGACUCAUUACUCGCUUAUGUACGAAUUUGAGAACGAUCCAUCGCCUGAUAGAAAAGUGAAUUGUCUGCUCGUACCAAAGAAUAACACCAACUAUACCCUGAUAUAUCAUUCUGCAAACUUUAAACCAGAUGCUCUCCGUUAUGCGGUUGUUUCCUAUCCAUUCAGAAGCACAUUCUCGGGAGAAAGCGCAAUCAAUUUGUCAGAGUUUGAUCCUCUAAGACCAACAUUCAUCCCAACGUUCGAUCCCAUAUUUCCCACAGAAGGAACUGAGAAGUCUUCAGCCUUGGCAUGGCCUAUCAUAGGGGGGGCCUUCGCAGGCCUGGUACUUAUUUUUGCAAUGAUGUGGGCCUUUAUGUGGCGAAAGAAAACAUUGCGACCGUUCUAUCGUCGAGAUUCUCAACUGCAAGAAAUUAAUCCCAAAACAGACAUCAAUGGAGAUCUUCAUCUGCCUGAAGUUUAUACCAGAGAAAACAUCAGCAGAGAUCCCCAACUGCAGGAAGUUAUUACCAAGGCAAACAUAGCUAGAGAUCCGCAGCUGUCAGAAGUUAUUACCAAGACAAACAACACUGGAGAACUGUACUACAGUUGUUACUACCCAGAGAAUGAGAGUUUUCGUACCCAAGUGGCCUCAAUUGUAAACUCCUUCCGGAAACAAGGAUACAACGUCAUAAUGGACGCCAUGGUAACAAACGAAAUUAGCUCCCAGGGCCCACCGCGAUGGGCAGAAAAUCAGAUUAAGAGAGCCAAGAAAGUGCUAGUUUUCUUAUCUCCUGGUCUUUUGGAACUAGCUUCAAGUGAUGGACGUGAGAUAGAAAAUUCGCAGGAUAUCAACCGUGUGUGGAUUGAGUUGGAGGUUCUUCGAGAUAUUUACUCUCAAAACCGCUCAGCUUCAAAAAUGGUGUGCAUUGCUCUCCCAGAUAUGCCAGUCUCGUCUAAAGACUCUCCUGUCUGGCUGAAAGUGAGCUACAGGUGGCCAGUGGAAUUCACCGAGAUCCUGAAGCGAUUAAACGACAGGCCAUCGAUCAAACCAGCGUAAAUUAUGUGUUGAGUUGCUAUACAAACGUUACGACAGCCUUGUUUUUAAACAUUUGUCCAGAGCCAGUUACAAUCGGAUAAAGAACGGCUGUGUCCGGAGGAUCUUGAUCUUCCCGAUCAUCUAGGUUUUAAGUGAUCAUCUGGGUGGUGUUUCCUUGAGAUCCCUUAGAUCUUUUGAAUUUUUUUCCCUAUAAGGUUGUAACGAUCCGGUUAGGUAUCUAGAAACUCCACGCUUUAAUUAAUCGCUUCUGCUUUCUUAUGUAGGGUACGCAAAUAGUUAUUUGUAGGAGAAGGUAUAUUUCUGAGAAUUGUUCGUGCAUUGGUUUACACAAGUUUAUGUCAAAAUCGAUGUUUGGAAGGGAGAGGCUACAUUGCGAGUAAAAGUAUUAACGGCAAUAAUCUCGUAGUGAAACUAAUCAUUUUAUGUAAAUUAAUUCAUAUUUCAUUUAUAGUCUUCGAAAAAAUUUUUUUUAUCCAAACGGAACUUAAAUCCUAAUAUUAAAAUGACGAAGGGUCAAUGUCAACAAGAAAGAAGCGGUUUACGAGUUUCUUUGAGAAAACCUGAACUUUAUAUUUAUACAUAAUUUUUCAAUCUUGUGACACUAUCUAAGAAAUAAUUUCCAUAUGUCCUCGAUGAUAAGGAUAUAAACGUAAAUCGUUGAUCGCUAAUUUAUUUCUUAUUUAAUUGAUGGUCACAAUUUCUAUUUUUGUUAGACGAACGAGGGUUGAGUACAUUGAGACUUUCUAUGAUGGUUUAGGAUGAAGGAGUUGCUCAAUCAACGUCAUUUUACACUAUUGAAUUGUU